Molecule: messenger RNA, 3276 nt
Organism: Meriones unguiculatus (Mongolian gerbil)
Lineage: Eukaryota; Metazoa; Chordata; Mammalia; Rodentia; Muridae
Gene: Wdr64
Product: WD repeat domain 64
Exons: 28
Coding region: 1-3276 (1091 amino acids)
Molecular function (GO): protein binding
Source: RefSeq, a predicted model, not a curated record
AUGGAGACCAGAGAUGAAAAGCGGGUCAGCAUUGCACUGGAGAUUAAUAACUUCAAAGCAGCCUUGGUUGAUUUCAAUAAAUUGGUUGAACAUACAACAGCCCAGAAAAAGGACGAGAGAGCAGGCUUGUUUAUCCCAAAAGAAGAAGCAAUCGAUUAUGAUAAGUUUUACACCACAGUGCUGCAGAUCUUUGGCCCUGAAGUGAAAAAUCAGGAUGUGAAGUGUUUUUAUAGGAAGCUCUGCAACAACCCAGAUGCAUCUUUCGACUGGUGUGAGAUCUUUGGAUACUUCUCUUCUGAUGAAGAUCCUUUCAGUAUGCAAAUGGAUGAAGAAAAUUUGGUUUUUCUUGUAUCUAGAAAACAGCGAAUUGUGAUUUCAGGGAGUAGAAGACGAGAUGUGAUCAAAUGCAUUGUGAAGGUCCCACAGUUGGAUUUAUUGAUAACAGCAUCUCAAAAAGGAUUAAUAACAGUCUUUAACAGCCAGAUGAGAAUUCAGAACAGCACCAAUGUUACAGAUACCUCCUGGAUUACGGGCUGCGAUUACCUCAUCCAGCUAAAGCGAAUUGUUGCCACUACAGAGAGGACUAUUAUCAUCUGGGAUUACAAAGCUCAAGGGAGCAGCCAGGAGCAUUAUUUUGUCAUCAAGCCCAUGGACCACUGCCUGCUGUGUGUGUGUGUGGUGCCCCUGCCUGACCAGCUCUGCAGAGAUGACAUCCUCCUGGGGGACGAUGGUGGGUUUGUGAACAGGUUCACUGUAAACAGCGAUGACAUUGGAUUAAAGCAGGCGAAGACCAAGAAGAAAUUACAGACGCAGGUCCUGGACUCGAAGAACUUUAAAAGUGUUAAAAGGAAGCUGCAUAAUGACUGGGUUAUGAAAAUUAGAUACAUUCCAGCGCUCAAAUGCUUUGGAUCCUGUUCCUUAGACAGUGCUCAUUCAUUAGUUUUGGAAUCCUUGAAGAGACUUGAGGACAAUCUGCCUGUCAGAGAAUUUGCCAUGCCAAGAGGAGCCAACACUUUUUGCUACUGCAUUAAAGCAAACGUGAUUGUCACUGGAGGAGAUGAUAAAGUCCUCCGGUUGUGGCACCCCAAUAUCAGCACUAAGCCGGUUGGGAAGCUGGUGGGACACAUGUUCAGCAUCACAGAGAUCGUAAACAACGAGAAAGAGCAACACGUCAUCAGCCUUUCCUCUGCAAAGGUCUUCCGGGUCUGGGAUAUACAGACUCUGUCAGUGCUGCAAGUCUUCCACGAUAGCCAAGGAGGGCCAGGAGACAUGCAGAUUUACUCUAUGAUAUACGAUGCCAACCAUGGCAUGCUCAUUACAGGAUCAAGUGUUAUAGACAUGUAUCCUUUGACCCGGAUGGUACAGGACACAAAGCAGGUCCCUCACACUCAUGAACGAGAAAUCAAUGUCCUGCUUUACAACAGAUACUUCCACCAAGUGCUCACCAUAUGUUCAGAGUCCGUCAUCAAGGUGUGGGAACUUGAGUCUGGUCUCCAAAUAUAUCAAAUUGUAGACCCCCACGGUUUCAAUAUUGAACUGACCUGUGCAACUAUUGAUGAAAGUGGCUAUCUUUUUGCCACAGGAGCAUAUAAUGGAACGGUUAAGAUCUGGGACUUUGGCAGCGGGCAGGAGAUGAAAAUGCUGCCCGAAGGGAAAGACUGGGUGGAGGACGAACACGGGCUGCUGCGCCUGUUCUUCCUCAAGGCCCAGGUGAAGCAGCAGUACCUCAUCCUCGCCCUGGAGCGCAACGGGACUGUCAAGAUGAUCCAGGGAAAGGAGGACGAUAUCUUGCUUGUGGUGAUAUGGGACCUGCCGGAUGCCAUGCCUUACCUACACCAUGGGAGCCAUAUUAUACAUAUGAAGACGUCAGCUAAAGAAAGGGCAAUGGCCAUUCCUUUCCCAGAUAUCGAGUUAAUUGUCCAGAAAAACUCUUCUCAACAACCUAAUAAUAGUCCUGCCGUUGCUAAUGCAGUGAAAUGCAUUGAUUUAUUUCAAGCAGAUGGAUAUAAUUUGAUAGUGUGUGGCACUACAAGUGGAAUGAUUAUCUUAUGGAAUUUUAUAACAGCCACUGUCAAAGAAAUAUACCAUCCCGAGGACUGCUACUCUUCAGAUCCCGACUUGGAUCCCAAACGCUUUCGAAUUAAUGACAUCUUGUUCCUCUUCAGACCUCCUGACUGUGCAAGGAGAACAAGUCAAGAUUCCAUAUGCUCGUCAACCCAGUGUGACUCAAGCAAGGGUCCACAGAGCAGCAAGGGAAGUAGGCUAAGCAUACACGACAUGGAGGCCAAAGGUGAGCAAACAGACACGGUGGGAGAGCAGCAGUUAGGGAGCAAAAAACAGCCCACAAUCGCCAGCUCGACCGAACCGCAGCCUCCUAUCGUGGUCACCGCCCAUGAGGAUGGACACCUCCGCUUGUGGAACCUGGAGGGGAAGCUUCUGAAAGAUACAUUGCCCUUCACAAAGCACUCAGCCAUUUCCCUGACAUCACUGUACACAGACUCAUGCUGCAGGAUACUACUGGCUGGGAAUGUGGAAGGACACGUUAUCCUUUGCAGUAUUAGUUCCUUCUUGGAGCCACCUCAUGACGAAAAGAAAUUCAAGCAGCUGCUUUCCUGGAAAGCCCAUUCUUUGGAAAUCAUUCAAGUGAUCUACGUGGAGGACAAGCAGCUGGUGCUUACUGCCUCCAUUGAUGGCUCAGUGAGACUCUGGCAUUCCAGCAGCGGUCAUUACUGUGGAUACUUUGGACAACGAAGAAUGUUUGAUUUAACCCAAACAAGUGAUUUCAUUUUGCCUUGUGAUGUUAAUGAAUACCCCAUAGAGAUAAAAGAAGAAAGCAAGUUCACAGAGAAGAAGCAAAAAUACGAAUAUCCUCUGAUAUUUGACCGUGAGAGAUGGAGAAAAAUGAGCUCAAUGUCUUUGCUCUUCAAACGUACACCUCCCAAGCCCUUUGAAGUGCAACAUGAUUUUAAAUUUUUCAAGUCUCUUUCUUCUCCUAAGAAUCGCCGAUACGCUUUGGAAGGUUUCAUGACAGAAAACAGAGAGGCAGGGGUUGUUUUUGGUUCUCUGCCUAUAUACAGGGUGCCAAGUCCCACGAGUCUAAGAUUCCUUCCACUCAUUGGCUCUGACGCACAGAGAGAUUCGAUUGACGGUGCUCCGACAGGGAGGAAGAAGGGUGGCCAUGUGCAACAUGAAAAGGCACGAAGGAGAAGCCUGAAAAGGAACUUAGUUCCACAAAUAAAUCUGGCUGCAUCCUUCUUCCCGACCUCAUUCAAGUGA